AUGCUUCCAACGCCAGUUAGCAUGGAUACCACAGAGUUCCGAAAGAGAGGGAAAGAGAUGGUGGACUACAUUGCGGAUUACUUUGAGCAGUUAGAUAAGAGGCAGGUCUAUCCUGAUGUGGAACCGGGAUACCUGAGACCCCUCAUUCCAGACUCUGCACCUCAGGAACCUGAGAGCUUUGAGGAUGUCCUUAAAGAUGUUGAAAGGCUAAUUAUGCCAGGGGUGACCCACUGGCACAGUCCAUACUUUUUUGCCUACUUUCCUACAGCCAGUUCCUUCCCAGCUCUUCUUGCUGAUAUAUUGUCUGGUGGCAUAGGAUGCAUUGGCUUCUCCUGGGCUGCAAGUCCUGCUUGCACAGAGCUGGAGACAGUCAUGCUGGAUUGGCUGGGAAAGAUGAUUAAUUUGCCUGAAGAGUUUUUAGCUGGGAAGGAUGGAGAAGGUGGAGGAGUCAUUCAGGGCAGUGCCAGCGAGGCUACUUUGGUUACAUUGCUUGCUGCCAGAACAAAAACAAUCAGACGUGUCCAAUCAGAAAACCCAGAAUUAACAGAGGCAGACAUCAUGAGCAAGUUGGUGGUCUAUGCAUCUGAUCAGGCCCACUCAUCAGUGGAAAGGGCAGGAUUAAUUGGUGGAGUGAAGAUUAAAAAUAUCCCUUCAGAUGAUAAAUUCACUGUUCGCGGAUCAGCCCUAAAGAAAGUUUUGCAUGAAGACAGAGCUGCUGGUCUUAUCCCAUUCUUUUUUUGUGCAACACUCGGAACCACACCUUGUUGCUCCUUUGACAGACUGUUAGAACUGGGUCCUAUUUGCAAUAAGGAGAAUAUCUGGAUGCAUAUUGAUGCAGCAUAUGCAGGGAGUGCUUUCAUCUGCCCUGAAUUCCGACAUCUUCUAAAUGGCGUGGAGUUUGCAGAUUCAUUUAACUUUAACCCUCACAAAUGGCUCCUAGUGAAUUUUGACUGCUCUGCUAUGUGGGUGAAGAAGAGAUCAGAUUUAACAAAUGCCUUUAAAUUAGAUCCUCUUUACCUGCAGCACUGCCAUCAGGAAUCUGGGCUUGUUACAGAUUACAGGCACUGGCAGAUCCCUCUCGGCCGAAGGUUUCGUUCCCUGAAAAUGUGGUUUGUGUUUAGAAUGUAUGGAGUCAAGGGACUACAGGAGUACAUCCGUAAGCAUGUAAAACUGUCACAUGAAUUUGAAAACUUGGUACUUCAGGAUAAACGAUUUGAGAUCUGUGCUGAGGUCACACUGGGACUGGUGUGCUUCCGACUAAAGGGCUCCAAUGAACUGAAUGAGGCACUUCUUAAAAGCAUAAAUGAUGCCAGGAAGAUCCAUCUGGUUCCAUGUCACCUGAGAGAGAAGUUUGUGCUACGUUUUGCCAUUUGUUCCCGCACAGUGGAGUCUGUCCAUAUCCAAUUUGCCUGGAAGCACAUCUCAAAGCUAGCAACUGACCUUCUGAAAGCACAGGACAAGCAGCAGCAGUGA
Molecule: messenger RNA, 1473 nt
Organism: Emys orbicularis (European pond turtle)
Lineage: Eukaryota; Metazoa; Chordata; Testudines; Emydidae
Gene: DDC
Product: dopa decarboxylase
Exons: 13
Coding region: 1-1473 (490 amino acids)
Biological process (GO): serotonin biosynthetic process; catecholamine metabolic process; amino acid metabolic process
Cellular component (GO): cytoplasm
Molecular function (GO): aromatic-L-amino-acid decarboxylase activity; pyridoxal phosphate binding
Source: RefSeq, a predicted model, not a curated record